GGGUGGGGCAUCCUUGGAAGACAAGGAUGUCAACAUGGAAAGGGAUCUCGCCAUGGUCAUAACCAAUUCACAUCCUUCGCCAUGAACCACAUCCCACCGUUUGCAAUGCUUUCCCUUCUCGAUGACAACAUCCUUCGAUUCAGCAACUUUCCCCCUGAAGCUGUGGACUGGGUGAUUGAGGCGGCCACUGUUGGUUGGCCACGUCUUACCGCGACGCGGCAGGACCAGAAGACUAUCGUCUUCCAUGCAAAUGUGUGGAGUCCAUCGGGCGCUGCUGAAACGAUCUAUUCCCGUCGCAUGAUGCUUCAUAUUCUCCGAUGCCUUCAAUCCCACGGUUACUAUCUCUUCCAAGGUAUCGACAUCACCGGGGAUAGUGUCGGCAAGGACGUGCUUCUCUUUGAACAACGCGAGCCCACAACGACGCGAAUGAUGGCGAUCUCUGUGAACGCAAACUGCCUCCUCCGCUUGAUCGGCGCCCCGGACGAGGUUGUUGCCAUCACGAAGGCGUGCCUUGACUACCAUUUCACCCCCAAGGGUGUGUUGUUGAGCCCCAAGGUUGUCCAAGGUACCACGGAAUUCCAACUGGAUGGAUGUCCAUGGGAAAGCGACCACUCGAGCCGAAGCACCCACGGCCGCCUGAUGAUCGCGCACUUGUUUGCACAGUUGAGCGCGUGCGGCUGGCGUCUCUACGGCUCCAUCAAGCAAACGGGGAACCAAACCGGCAGUGACUACACAAGGCGCAACCCCACAAAAGACACAUUCUACUUUACAAAUGUUGCUGACGCUCUCUUUGCGGCACCUCUGUCGACGGCGAGUCCGUGAAGCGGACGAAUGCAAAUUAGUGUAUAUCUUCCGGAUAAAUUCAAACAAGUGUCCGGUUAGUUGCCGCC
This is a messenger RNA of Aphanomyces astaci, 890 nucleotides long. RefSeq lists its product as hypothetical. The coding region runs from base 82 to 822 and encodes 246 amino acids. NCBI's taxonomy places the organism in Eukaryota, Oomycota, Saprolegniomycetes, Saprolegniales, Verrucalvaceae. The transcript has a single exon. The record is from RefSeq and is a predicted model, not a curated record.